AUGAUUAGAGAUUCGCACCUAUUGGAAGGUUGGACUGCCGAAAAUGAUCCAACUAUUAUUAGAGAAUCGCACGUAUUGGAGAGUUGGUCCGUCGAAAAUGAUCAAACUAUGAUUAGAAAUUCGCACGUAUCGGAGGGUUGGACUGCCGAAAAUGAUCAAACUAUUUUUAGAGAUUCGCACGUAUCAGAAGGUUGGACUGCCGAAAAUGAUCAAACUAUGAUUAGAGGUUCGCACGUAUCUGAGGGUUGGACUGCCGAAAAUGAUCAAACUAUGAUUAGAGAUUCGCACCUAUUGGAAGGUUGGACUGCCGAAAAUGGUCAAACUAUUAUAAGAGAAUCACACGUAUUGGAGGGUUGGACUGUCAAAAUUGAUCAAACUAUGAUUAGAGAUUCGCACCUAUUGGAAGGUUGGACUGCCGAAAAUGAUCAAACUAUUAUUAGAGAUUCUCACGUAUGGGAGGGUUGGACUGUCGAAAAUGAUCAAACUAUUAUUAGAGAUUCACACGUAUCGGAGGGUUGGUCUGUCGAAAAUGAUCAAACUAUUUUUAGAGAUUAG
Molecule: messenger RNA, 555 nt
Organism: Parnassius mnemosyne (clouded apollo)
Lineage: Eukaryota; Metazoa; Arthropoda; Insecta; Lepidoptera; Papilionidae
Source: the annotation of a GenBank genome assembly